GUACCUUUCGCUCUUCGACCCCCCUCUCCCCCACGCAAAAACACGUGCACGCACACACAACCUUUCUAGUCUCCAUCUCCUCAAUCGCCCCAAGCAAACAUGGCUAAGAAGAAGGGCCAACGAUACCAGGGACGCGAGCGCCGCGAGAAUCGUGGACAGGGAGAGCGGGAAACCCAAAAGCUUCCAUUCAAAGCUCGUUGUUGGGAUCUCGGCCACUGCGACCGAAAGAGAUGUUCGGGGCAAAAAUUAAUGCGAGAGGGCUUGAUUCGAUCUAUGCCUCUUGACAAAAAGUUUAAUGGUGUUGUCAUCACGCCUGUUGGUAAAACAGUAGUAUCUCCAGCCGACAAAGAACUCAUGGAGAAGUAUGGUGCGGCGGUGGUCGAAUGUUCAUGGGCCCGGCUAGCAGACGUUCCCUUCCACAAAAUCGGUGGGAAAUGCGAACGGCUACUACCGUACCUUAUCGCCGCCAACACCGUCAACUAUGGGAAACCGUGGAGGCUGAAUUGCGCGGAAGCGCUUGCUGCUUGCUUUGUUAUCGGGGGUCAUACCGAUUGGGCCGAACAGAUUUUGGAACCAUUCCCCUACGGGGGGAGCUUCCUGGAAAUCAAUGGAGAGCUCUUGGAGAAGUAUGCCGCGUGCGCUGACGCCAACGACGUCAAGAGCGCUGAGGCCGAGUGGUUGGACAAACUCGACAAGGAAUACAAAGAGAGCCGUGAAGGAGGCGAAGAUCCUUGGAUGGGAGGCAAUUCCAAUCUCGCUUCCGUGUCCGCCCCCGGUAGCCGGGAGGCCACUGAAGAACCCAUGGAAUCUCAAAGCAGGUCGUAUGAGAUGCCUUCCUCGAGUGAGGAAGACGGGGAGAGAUAUCACGAGUACUUGAGGCAAAAGGCUUUACAGUCGAGAGAAUUCACCAAUCCUAAACCCACAAAGGUCAUAAAGGCGAGCAAGGUGGAUUCUGAUUCCGAUGAGGCCGCCUAUAGCGGUGAAGAGGAUGAUCUUGAUCGGGAUAAAAGCAUUUUUAACUCAGCCAGAGUCGGUGAGGACAAAGAGCCUUCCAUCAAACAUUCGAGCCAGAAGUAUCCCAGAACUUAUACGGCAUUCUUGUCUUCAAAGAAUAUUUCAGCAUCUGGAGGGCAAAGUGCAUGAUGGAACAAAAUGAUGAAAUUCCAAUUUCCUUGGUCGGUUUUAAAAAUAUCAAAAAGCUGUACGAUAAGGGUAGUUGUCUGAUUGUUUUCUCAUGGCGCUCGAACAUUUGUAUAUUCAAUCCAUAAAGUCAACGGGUAUGAUAUUA
Molecule: messenger RNA, 1288 nt
Organism: Tuber melanosporum (Perigord truffle)
Lineage: Eukaryota; Fungi; Ascomycota; Pezizomycetes; Pezizales; Tuberaceae
Exons: 3
Coding region: 100-1143 (347 amino acids)
Biological process (GO): maturation of SSU-rRNA
Molecular function (GO): rRNA small subunit aminocarboxypropyltransferase activity
Source: RefSeq, a predicted model, not a curated record